AUGAUGAAGUGGUAUAUGAUAUCUGAAUUUCGUGGCCAACUAUACGGAUACCGCCGACUAACAAUGACCGAUACUCCUUCGAACACAGACCCACUACAAUCUGCAAUUGCUCCUGAUUUCAGCAGCGUCCCUACUCAAGCACUUGACGCGCUUCGAAUGAAGUUUUCUCAGCUUACUGCAUCAUUGUCCAAGAUUAGAGAUGAAAUGUCCAGGGCAGAACUUCCGCAAUGGUAUACUCUACAAGCGCAGUUAACGGUGACUCUAUCACAGCUCUCAUCACUUACAAAUACUUUAGACCACUAUGAGGAGACUUUGGAUGCGACAGUAGCUUACCCACUACCUUCAUUUCCAACUACUGCCCAUGAAGGAUUAAUCACUACGUUGAUGAGAAAAAAGAAUAUACCUGAAGUCGAUGAAUGGAUAAAAGAUGCCAAGGAGACUAACGGUUUAGAUGUGGACUCUUUGAGCGAUGCAGAAAUUAAAAAGUUGAUCAAUAAAGAUAAAGACAUAACCUCUUGGGCAACGAAAUGUCUACUCGAUGAAAGAGCAAAACAUUCAUAUACUGGGUUGUACACCACAAAGGAGCGUCAAACUGAAUCGAUUGAUGACAGAGAUAACCUGUAUACGUCUUCUGUUUCUAAUGUAAAGACUUCAAGACCUUUCAGCGUUGAUAAAGUCCUCAAAUUUGUCAAUCAGGGAGAAUCAUACUAA
Molecule: messenger RNA, 711 nt
Organism: Kluyveromyces lactis
Lineage: Eukaryota; Fungi; Ascomycota; Saccharomycetes; Saccharomycetales; Saccharomycetaceae
Gene: MED8
Product: RNA polymerase II mediator complex subunit MED8
Exons: 1
Coding region: 1-711 (236 amino acids)
Biological process (GO): regulation of transcription by RNA polymerase II
Cellular component (GO): mediator complex; core mediator complex
Molecular function (GO): transcription coregulator activity; RNA polymerase II cis-regulatory region sequence-specific DNA binding
Source: RefSeq, a predicted model, not a curated record